Diospyros lotus (date-plum) is the source of this 2064-nucleotide messenger RNA. RefSeq names its product transcription termination factor MTERF4, chloroplastic. The transcript has a single exon. Gene Ontology annotation, molecular function: double-stranded DNA binding. Lineage: Eukaryota; Viridiplantae; Streptophyta; Magnoliopsida; Ericales; Ebenaceae. The record is from RefSeq and is a predicted model, not a curated record. Gene Ontology annotation, biological process: regulation of DNA-templated transcription. Bases 279 to 1796 code for a protein of 505 amino acids.
ACCACUCUCUCCAUCACUAUGCGUUUUCCUUUCCACAGAACAACACAGAGAGAGAAAUCCCCCCUUGAAGCUACGGUCUCAAGCUGUUUUCUGUGGUGUGUUCUGAAAAAGGUAAGCUCUUUACAUAUUUCCCUUCGAUCCAAAUACAUGGAUUAACGGCACAGACCUUUUCUUUGUUGUAUUCUCUGGAUCCGCUUCUUAUUUCCUCAAGUCAAUAGCAGUUUCUAUUUCAACUUUGAUAUACAUAAUAUAUAUAUAUACACAUUAUAUUGCUUGAAAUGACCUUUCUGCUCAGAAGAGGAAGAGCAACGCAAUCAUUGAGAAGCAUCCUUGCAAACCCAGCUUCCAGUAAACCCUACCAAAACCCUAAAACCCCAAUUCACUGUAUUGGCCAGAAAUCUAGGGGUUCAACAUGUCGCCCCUUUUCAACCCAACCCUCGAAAUUCCCUGAAUAUGAAAUGCCCUCUGUUACGUGGGGUGUUGUACAAGGGCGGAAAGAGAAGUUGGUUUCUAGGGUUAUAAUCUGUGAUUAUUUGAAAACUAUUGGGAUAAUCCCAGAUGAGUUAGAGGACCUAGAAUUGCCCUCCAAUGUGGAGGUGAUGCGUGAAAGAGUGGAGUUUCUGCAGAAGCUGGGGUUGACAAUUGAUGAUUUUAAUGAAUACCCUUUGAUGCUAGGUUGUAGCGUGCGAAAAAAUACGAUACCCGUGUUGGGGUACUUGGAGAAGAUUGGUAUUCAGAAGUCGAGGCUUGGUGAGUUCGUUAAGAAUUAUCCGCAGGUCCUGCAUUCUAGUGUGGUUGUUGAGCUUGUUCCGGUUGUUAAGUUUCUCCGGGGGCUUGAUGUGGAAAAGCAGGAUAUUGGGUAUGUGCUGAUGAAAUAUCCAGAGCUAUUGGGGUUUAAGCUUGAAGGGACUAUGAGCACUUCGGUCGCAUAUCUGGUUAGUAUUGGAGUUAGCCCGAGGGAUAUUGGACCUAUGAUCACCCAGUAUCCGUAUUUUUUGGGAAUGAGAGUUGGGACAGUGAUCAAACCGCUGGUUGAUUACUUGGUCUCCUUGGGAUUACCAAAGAAGAUACUGGCGAGGAUGUUUGAAAAACGGGCAUAUAUACUGGGUUAUGACCUUGAAGAGACCGUUAAGCCAAAUGUGAAUUGUCUGAUAAGUUUUGGAAUCCGGAGGGAAGCUCUUCCAUCAGUUAUUGCACAGUUCCCACCAAUUCUUGGGCUUCCUCUGAAAGCGAAGUUGUCAACACAGCAAUAUUUCUUCAAUUUGAAGCUCAAGAUUGAUCCUGAUGGAUUUGCUCGAGUGAUUGAACAAAUGCCACAGAUGGUUAGCCUUAACCAAAAUGUGAUCAUGAAACCGGUUGAGUUCCUUCUUGGACGGGGUAUUCCACCUGAGGAUGUUGCGGAGAUGAUAGUGAAAUGCCCCCAGUUAGUUGCAGUUCAAGUUGGGUUCAUGAAGAACCGGUAUUACUUUUUCAAGAGUGAGAUGGGAAGGCCUGUGAAAGAGCUUGUGGAGUUCCCUGAAUACUUUACUUAUAGUUUGGAAUCAAGGAUCAAACCCCGGUACCAGAGCUUACAAAGCAAAGGAAUUAGGUGUUCUUUGGCUUGGUUCCUCAAUUGUAGUGACCAAAGAUUUGAAGAAAGAUUGCAAGCUGACUUUAUUGAAACAGAGACAGCAGGUCCAUCGUUUUGUAUGGGAGGUAAAUUAGGGUUGCCGAGCAAUGAGGAGGUUGUAUCGGCUGAGGAAGAUGACGAGAGUGAUGAUGAAACACUACUAUACAGACGCACUGUUUCUCUUUAAUGCGCUUUGUCUUUGUGUUUUAGCAUUAAGGAAAUCAUUCUAGCUUUCCAAUGCAUUCCUUUUAUGUUAUUUUCCUAUAGGAUUAGCAAUUGAUUCUGAAAGUUGUAUACGUGCUUCUGAGUAAUUAUUAAUUUGUUUCUUUUUCUUUUUAUAAUUACUGUGAACUGUUCUUGAUACAAAUUUUACUGGGGAUCGAGACUUAUUCUAUAUUUGACAAAAGACAGCAACUUUUGCUAAAGACCUCAACCUCAAGGAUUUCUGAAAUCUA